UCUCCGAAAUCCCAUGAAAGCAUAACUUAUUUUUCUUUUAUUUUCCUAUCUUUCACUUGCUUAUGCUUGCUCGCUGGCUAGCUAUCUCUCUGAAGUCCCAUGAAAGCCUAACUUAUUUUUCUUUUAUUUUCCUUUCACUUGCUUAUUCUUGCUCACUGGCUAGCUAGUUAUAGCUAUAUACCAUGAGCACUCUCUCUGAAGUCUACACAAAACAUCCUCUCAACCUCCAACAAAUCAUCCCUCUAGACUUUGAUUCCAUUGGUACUGUGCCUGAUUCUCAUGCUUGGCCUGACUCCGAUGGUUUUGUGUCCAAUGACCGGUUUUCGAUACCGACGAUUGAUCUCGAGGACUCUGAUGCAGCCAAGCUGAUAGGUCAUGCAUGUGAGAUAUGGGGUGCAUUCCAAGUCGUAAACCAUGGUAUUCCAUUGAAUUUAUUGGAUGAAGUUGAGUCAGAAGUUCGACGCCUCUUCUCUCUUCCUACUACACAAAAGCUUAAGGCCUUAAGGUCCCCCGGGGGAGCCACCGGAUACGGCUUAGCUCGGAUAUCGUCGUUCUUCAACAAGUUUAUGUGGCAUGAAGGGUUCACUAUCAUGGGUUCUCCUAUGGAUCAUGCCAAGGAACUUUGGCCCCAUGAGUAUCAGAAGUUUUGUGACGUAAUGGAAGAUUAUCAGAAGAAAAUGGAGGAGCUAGCCAGAACCUUAAUGCGUCAAAUUCUCAAGUACUUAGCCACAUCUGAAGAGGAAAUGAACUGGGUUGGUUCACUUGGAGGUGCCAGCACUGCUCUGCAGCUGAACUCCUAUCCAAUGUGUCCAGAUCCCCAUCGAGCCAUGGGUCUAGCCCCUCACACAGACACUUCCCUCUUCACCAUAUUGCACCAGAGAACCAGCGGUCUACAAAUAUUGAAAGAAGGAGUUGGAUGGGUUUCAGUACAUCCAGUCACCAGGGCACUUGUAGUGAACAUUGGUGAUCUCUUACACAUCCUUUCAAAUGCUAGGUUUCCUUGCGUUCUUCAUCGCGUGGUAAUGAAAGAACCUAAACAAAGGUUUUCUGUGGCUUUCUUCUAUUCCCCACCUGUUGAUUUCCAUCUCUAUCCACUGGCUUUGAGUUCUGGCCAAAUUCCUCUAUACCGUUCGGUGUCGGUAGCUGAAUAUGUUGGCAAGAAGGCCAAGAAUCUUGACAAAGCACUUUCUUCGAUUAGAAUUUAGUGGGAAGAAAUAAAAAGUGUCAUAUGUAUGAAAAAUAUUCACGCUUGUCCUUGAGGAAAGUAUGCAGUUUUUUUUUUUUUAAUUAAAGAAGGACCCAUGAAGGCUAGAUGGUUAAUUAUUGUAAAAUUGUAUGUUGGUCCUUUGUCUUAGAUUAUACAUGAUCUUAGCAGUGUUUAGACCAUUUCAGAAAUAUUAAGCUAAAACAGCACCAAUGUGAAAACAGGUAUUAUUAAGUAA
Molecule: messenger RNA, 1442 nt
Organism: Hevea brasiliensis (rubber tree)
Lineage: Eukaryota; Viridiplantae; Streptophyta; Magnoliopsida; Malpighiales; Euphorbiaceae
Product: gibberellin 3-beta-dioxygenase 1-like
Exons: 2
Coding region: 183-1205 (340 amino acids)
Biological process (GO): gibberellin biosynthetic process; response to light stimulus
Molecular function (GO): gibberellin 3-beta-dioxygenase activity
Source: RefSeq, a predicted model, not a curated record